Messenger RNA from Puccinia graminis f. sp. tritici CRL 75-36-700-3, 1868 nucleotides. RefSeq lists its product as uncharacterized. The transcript is spliced from 6 exons. The record is from RefSeq and is a predicted model, not a curated record. The coding region runs from base 344 to 1459 and encodes 371 amino acids. Lineage: Eukaryota; Fungi; Basidiomycota; Pucciniomycetes; Pucciniales; Pucciniaceae.
CCCAAACGCACACCAUGUACCCACUCGCACAAGCUGAAUCGCCCUGCCGGCGUUGUCCGAUCGGGCUUGGUUUGGAGGCUGCGUGGAUGGUUGGACUGUGGACAUCGACAGAAGAUGGCACAUCGACAUCGACCAACCGCGCGCCUCUGCUGUAUGGUAUCUUCAGUGGUCUGUACCACCGCCCCAGCUCGAUACAUAGAUAUAUCCGUAUAGCCAACCUUGGAUUCCUGAUAUUCUUGAAGAGGUUGUCCUUGAUCCCCAAUCCUCACUUCCUCACAAUCCUUCACUUCAACCUUCUUGCAGACCAGUUGAACGCUAUACCUACGAUUUAAGCGGAAUAGCCAUGCUUAGACGAUCUUACUCUCGUCCAGAUCUCGCCCAUUCCCGGCCUGGAAUCGUCGAACGAACGGGUGGCAGCUAUGACUUGGGCGGUACGUGGCGACCAGCAAACUAUGGGCCUUACACGCUUCGUUUCAACAAUCACGCAUACGAUCGCAGCCUUCAUGCGUGUUACUAUAACCUAGAGGAUGAUUACUAUGGCUCUUAUGGCGAUCUCCUUGAAUACGAGGCAGCCUUACGAAUGAACCGACAGCUUACUGAGCAAGAACGUUUGCGACGCUGGCGAAUGCGAAUGGCGUUCGAAGAGCUAGAAGAGGCUGAGCGAAUGCGACGCUACCGAUCGAUGGCCCAUACCGAUCGCUUGCUUCUCGGCCUCUCCGAUCACUCCUGGUGGGGAGAGCGUUACGGGAGCCACCCUUUUCAUCACCGCCCAGACUGGCGCAGCCGGUUUGCAAACAAGAUCCGAAGAUGGGACUCUAGCUUCCUCCCACUUUCAUCCUCUCUCAGUAAUCGUUAUGCACCCGUUUGGGGCGACUCGGGCAGUCUUGCUCUCAACAACGGCCGACAUUUGGACUCGCAAUUGCGCUACGCUCAGAACGGCUUCCAUAACGAUCAUCUCUUGGAUGCAGAACGCCGACUCAAUCAAGACAUCCGAUACCAAGAACUUAACAACGCCGAAAGAAGGCUCGAAAAUCAGGAAGAGUACCUUCGAGAUCGGGUCGAAGAUAAUAUCCUUCACGAUCGAGAGAGAGCCCUGGAGAGCCAGAUGAUGGAUAAUGUGCUAUAUGAGCAAGAACGGAACUACGACAGAGAGUUGAUGUACGAUCAGGACCGCCGUCUAGACCGGCUCGAAGGCGAAGAAAUGCUAUACGACCAAGAGAGAAGAUUAGAAAAUCGGCUGGAGGACGAUGAGCUUUAUCGUGCGGAAAGACGUUUGGACGACGAUGCACGCUACCUUGAAGGGACUGAAAUCCUAGAUUCCGAUUUGAGAGACCCGGUCAUGGUUGAUUACGAUAGAUACCCAGACAUGCAGAUGGGUCUCGAAGAUGACUUGGCAAGAAGAGAAAUGGACGAUGAUUAUCUCGAAAGGGAAAGGCUGGAGCGUGACUUGAUGUAUUGAGAGGUGUCGAUAUCCACAAAACUAACUACAGAAAGUCGAAAACAGUCCUACAAAUCACUCUCAACCUACCAUUAACUUGCCAGUCUAUUGAUUAGAACGAAUGUAGAGCGAUUGUUGCACAUAGUCUCCAGCAAUUCCUGGCUGAAAAGCAUUUUCUCUGGUCAUUUCUGUAUGUACUAAUAGAACCAGCUCUUGAUUUUGUGGAGUGUUUGACUUCAGGGAGGUGACUGAGAAAGUGACCUGCCACUCUGUUUGGCUAAAAAAAAAACCUAUGUAUUUCUUUGGUUACAAUCAGAUAUUCCGAUGUUAUCCUGUUUCACUGUUUUGCAUUUCAAGUACAGCUCUCAUUAUGUAACAUUCUAGGAAGCUUCUCAGAUUGAAUCCAAUGACCAGGCAGGUGUUCACCAGA